Messenger RNA from Toxotes jaculatrix (banded archerfish), 3963 nucleotides. RefSeq lists its product as uncharacterized. Lineage: Eukaryota; Metazoa; Chordata; Actinopteri; Toxotidae. The coding region runs from base 136 to 2787 and encodes 883 amino acids. The transcript is spliced from 24 exons. Gene Ontology annotation, biological process: actomyosin contractile ring assembly; mitotic cytokinesis; septin ring organization. The record is from RefSeq and is a predicted model, not a curated record. Gene Ontology annotation, cellular component: actomyosin contractile ring.
GUCAGAAGACCCGCUGAAAUUCAAAGUUAGUGGAGGAGGCGACUAAAUGCGUAGAACAACAAGGUUUGUUUCUCGUCAGUUAGCGUUGACCUGUUUUACCACUGUGGUUUCAUACAGACGUCUUUUCAGCUCAGUAUGGAAGCUGGCGAGGAAAAUAGUGGCAAUGUCAGCUUGAAGAGACAGAGAGCACCUCUGUCAGAUUCUGAAGACAAUGUCCCCACACCAUCAGAGGUGAAUGAUGGCCAGAAGCGACGCCGCCUGGAGCCAGCAGGUCAGGAGAACUGUAGCCCUAAACCAUCUGGGCACUUGGCUGAGCUGGGGACAAAGCCAGACACACCGAUGGUUCCAUCAGUCCGGUCCCGAGUCCAGCAGCUCUCCCAGAGAAGAGAGGGAGCUCCAGUGACCCAGAGGUGCCUGUCGGAUCCUGGGGCUGACAGCCCAUCAGCCAUCAUCCAUGACAAGGGCUUCAGAGAGCAUCUCCUUGAUGAGGGAGAAUUCAGUCAGCGCAUGGAGCGGUUUAAAGUGCCCGUCUUCCAGGCAGGCCCCACACCGAGCCCUGCCAACCUCGGCCCCAGAACCCGCUCCAACCUUGUAUCUGGCAUUCAUCAGAAACUCCAGGGCACCACGACACCCAGCUCCAAGCAGGCCUCUCGCAUACGGCAGGAACGGGAGCAGGAGCUGAACCAGUUGCAUUUCCAACCAAUCAGUGAGAACGCCUGGCUGAAAAGGAGCAGCUCUGACCCCUCGUUAGCUCAGCAGGGAAGGACCCCUCCUGGCCCCUCAUCUCCUUCUUCCUGGGUCCCUAGAUCUAGAAGGAGAGUUCAGUGGCCUCCCAUGCAGCCUUGGGAUCUGGUUGAUGGUGAUGCUGAGAUGAAAGAUGGCAGCUUCACUGAAGCUCCGACAUCAGAUGUGGAGAAGCCACCUAUAAAUACGACAGAUGCUGAGCUGAGCUCUCAUGAUGAGACCAACACCACUGAAAUAAUUGAUCGGAUGUUCGAGGAGGUGCUGGAAUACGCUGGAAGGAUAGAGGGAGAGAGGGGGGAUGAUGAAGAUGCUGAGGACCGCGAUAGUGGUAUUGGCGCUUGCUCUGGAGACAAAGAUAAAAUGGACACCGAGUCAGAGAAGGAGAAAAGUGAAGAAGAGGGAGAUGCCAAGGAAGAGUGUGACGAGAGCAAGCAGCUUGAAAACAAUGGAGAUGAGCUGCUCACGUUCCCUCCCAGCGGCAUCCUCUCUCCUCUCAGCAAGUCUGUAGAGGCUGUGGUCACCCCUCUGCGGCUAGCAGCAAGCCAAGAGUCGAAUCCUCCAUCUCUGCUCCUGACCCCGGACGAGACCGCCACCCCUCCUGUUGAAUCUGCUCCUCUAUACAGUAUUGACGCCUACCGUACUCAGAGGCAGAGUAAGCUGCCGGCCAUUCAGAGCGUCACCCCCGGGGUCCAGAGACGAGCUCCAGAGAAGUCCCAGCCUCAACAUUCUGUGGACACCAAAGCAAAAAUCCUGGCUCUUAAUGAAGAAGCAGGGAAGCUGCAGACUGUCAUCAACCAGACCCUGCAGGCUCUGAGCUGCUGUACUGAUGAGGAGCAUGGCCGAGGAUCGCUGGAGGAGGCAGAAGCUGAAAAACUCCUGCUGGUCUCCUGUGAGAAACGCUCUGCCCUGCUGGCAGAGGUGGCCAGACUGAGGGAGGAGAGGAACUCUGAGAGUGGAGAGGCAGCAGGGGAGGACAGGGAUUAUGUUUCCCAGCAGCCCUGCAGAGGGACUGUCAGCAUCACAAACAUCCAGCUGCCUCUGAAGGUUGAAUUUGUCUGCUCCUCACACAGCAGGACAGGUCGACCAAGUCACUACUUUUUCGUCCUGAUCCGCUACGGGCCGUGCAACAUCAUCGCCACCCCUCUGGCCACCGCUGCUGACGCUCAGAAAGGAGACACCAUCUCCUUCCCUACGUCUGUCACUCUGAAGGAUAUUCGCUCAUCUUUUGAGAUUGAUGUGGAAGUCUACAGCCUGUCUCAUACUUCAGGUAGUAACUGCAGCGUGGACCGGACCACCACCACCACCAAGUCACGGGUCACACCAAGAAAACUUCUGAACACUAUCACACAGAGAUCCAGUAACACUCUGGCACCUGCUGCUCUCCCUGCUCUCAACACCCGUCGCUCCAGCAACUUUUGUCUGGUGGGCUCUCAUAAGAUCACCUUGGCCUCGCUGGGACAGAGCAAGUUCCCUCUGGACAAGAUGAAACUUGAAGGCAAAAUCAGGAGGCUGCUGGGAGAUGAAUUUCAGGAAAAGGUGCCUUUUCUCUCUCCUCUAGAGGGCAACAUCUACUUAAGACUGGACAGUGAGAGUCACUCUAACGUGCAUCACGAGGGUUUCCUGACAAUGUUUGAGUUGAUCAGCGGGUACGGGGUCUGGCAUCGCCGGUACUUUGUCCUGGACGGAUGCAGCAUGUACUACUGGAACCACCCCAAUGACAGAGAGACCAAGGAAGCAGAGGGCAGCUUCUUUCUGUCCAGCUCUCCCAGUCAGUGUGUCAGGCCUGUCAAGAGGGACUCGUGUGCCCGACCUUUCACCUUCGAGCUGGUGAGCAACGUCCCACACCAGCAGCAGGACGCCAGCCAGGAAGCUUUGGCCAAGUGUUGGUUUUCAGCUGACACCAAACAGGAGAGGCUGGACUGGAUGGAGAAACUCAACCAGGCUCUUCUGGACUUUCACACGUGGAAGCGAGCGUCGGCCCACACAGAGAGUCAGCAGUCAAACACUCUGAGCAGUGGGAACAUGAGGGAGAGCAUACUGUAACUACAUCACCUCACCAGCACACACUCAGAUGCUGUUUCUCCCAGUUUCAGCUCGUCUGGGAUCCAUGAAGGGAUCCUGAUGAUCCGGGUUUAGAUUCUGUGUCUCAGAGCUGCAGGAGAUGAUGAUGAUUCUUUAAAGGCUCUGUUUCACUGCUGAAAUCAAACGGCCAAAUUAUAAAUAUAUAACUAAUGCAUCUCAUGUUGGUUUAUCUUUGGGAGAUAUCUGUUUGAGUUUCUGUUUCUUUCUUUUAAUCUGAAUCCAAUCAUUACUGUUGGUUUUCACUUUUAUUUGCUAAGUUACAGUUUCCAUUUGAAUAUUUUUAGUUUAUCUUCAUCAUAAUUUUGUGGAAGGCAGGUUUUUAUUUUAUUUUUUUUUCUGGGCAAUCAGCUGCUAUUAUUUGGUCACUUUCAGUAGCUAAGGUGAAGCUUCUCUCGUAGCUUAAAUGUGUUUGAAAUAAUUUACACUUCUUUAUAUUUAGAUUCAUAUUUUAUUUUUCUAUCAUUUAAACUGGAAGGAUAAACAAAUGUGUAUAGAUAACUAAUAAACACUGAGGGAGAAGGAAAUCUUUACUAAACUGAUCUUAGAUGAGAAUUUAUGUGUAAUGUCAGGGAACAACACGAAGGAUUCAGAUACUGAGGGAAUGGGAGCUUCAGUAAGAACACGUUUCUGGUCAGGGACUCAGUCGGUCCUUUCUAAGCAGAAGUUAAUGAAGGUUUUUAUUCCAUGGAACCAACAGAUAUUUGGCUGUUAUUUCACUUGUCGUGUUUUUUUGUUUGUUUGUUUGUUUGUUUUUUUGCUGAAACAACCAAUCAGAGUCUGUUUCUUUUCCUCCUGCCGGCACAAAGUGUCACUGGUGUGUUGGGGUUUUGCUUCCUUCUCAGUGUUCACUCACAUGAUCUGUGUUACUGCACAUACAUAAAUCCAUAUAUUUACAUAUGUAAACCUGUAUCAUACAUGUAAUACAUCAGAUGAGAGGAGGUGGAAGGUGAAAGAGGGGGCUGCAGUGAUGCUGCUACAAUGAAUGUAGUCUGUUCUGUCCGGUGACCUGGUUUUUUUUUUCCAUGUCUCACGUCUCCACGUAUCAGUCUGUCACUUUGUUAUAAAUGUUUUCAUGUGAACUUUCAUUCUAUGCACUUAAUGGAAGGCACCAAUAUAAUAAAUGGAAUGAAAUGGCUA